Messenger RNA from Prorocentrum cordatum, 456 nucleotides. NCBI's taxonomy places the organism in Eukaryota, Dinophyceae, Prorocentrales, Prorocentraceae. The record is from the annotation of a GenBank genome assembly.
AUGGCCGCCCCGGCAGACGCCGCCGCCGCCGCCGCCGCGCGCCGCGGCGGCGCACGCGCCGCGCGCCCCGGCGCAGCGUUGUGGGCCGCGGCGCGGCGGUGCGACGCCGCGGCGGUGCGCGCCGCGCUUGCCGAGGGCGCCGACCCGAGCGCGCGCAGCGCCAGUGCGGGGCGGCCAGCCCUGAGCUCGCCGAUGAGCGCCGCGGCCAUGUGCGACAGCCCCGAGGCGCUGCGGGCGCUGCUGGAGGCGCGCGCGGACCUGCACGCGACGGACCGCGAAGGGCGCACGGCGCUGCACGAGGCGGUGGCGUGGGAGAAGGCGCGCAGCGCGGAGGCCCUCUGCAGGGCCGGCGCCGGGCCCGACGUGCGGGACGAGCACGGGCUGACGCCGCGGGACCUGGCCGGGCGGCGCGGGAGCGCCGUGGCGGGCGUGCUGCCGCCGCCCCGGCACCCGUAG